AAGCUUUGGUCUGAAUUAGACUGUGUUUUUAGACUCAUUUGUUUCACCACAAUUUUUGUAACGUUGUUUACCAUCCUUGUGCGCCUCUAGUUUGAGAGGCAAUGCGAUUUUGAAGGCGGAACACGUUUAGUUCCACUCGGCAGAGUGCACGAACACUGGCGCACCAAUAGCAUCCCUAUGUCAGUCAAUAGUCUGCAAAGUGACGCGACCAGAAGGGGAGGGUGCUUUCUCUCAAGCCUAUCUCAGUUUUGAGCUUUCUCAAGCUGCAGGGAGCCGAAUGGCGCACUAAUUUAAGAGGUAACGUUUAGAGAUCUCCUUUAUGAUUUCGUGGAAUUUACUAAUUUCCUGAAAACUUUUUGCGGGACGAGACGACUUGUGCACGGUGUAGGAAAGGGAGGACCUUUCCUUGCAGCUCGUGACAGCACAACACCGGGAUACAAACUUUGCGCUUUGUGAAGAAAACGUCUAGAUUGACUCGGCCACUAACUAACAGGUCCUGAGUCACUAGGACGGCGCCUCCUUGCUGGUAACAGUUGGAAUAUUUAAAGAUGUUGGACGGUAUAAAAAUCGAAGACCAUCCGCUGCGGUCGGGACAGGCUACACUUGGAGUUAUGCUGGGGACGGAGUGCCAUCAUCAGGCGGUGUGUGAGGGGUGCCAGCGGCCGAUAUCCGACCGCUUUCUGAUGCGCGUCAACGAGUCUUCAUGGCAUGAGGAGUGUUUGCAAUGCGCCGUGUGUCAACAACCGCUCACCACCAGCUGCUACUUCCGGGAGAGGAAACUUUACUGCAAACACGACUACCAACAGUUAUUUGCGACCAAAUGCAGCGGGUGCCUGGAGAAAAUUGCCCCCACGGAGUUUGUGAUGCGGGCACUCGAGUGCGUGUACCACCUCAACUGUUUCUGCUGCUGUGUGUGCGACCGACAGCUUAGGAAAGGGGAUGAAUUUGUACUGAAGGAUGCUGUUGUUUUUUUCCAUCAUGAAAGUAGUACAAAUAUUUGA
Sinocyclocheilus anshuiensis is the source of this 1001-nucleotide messenger RNA. Its product is annotated as LIM/homeobox protein LMX-1.2-like. The record is from RefSeq and is a predicted model, not a curated record. The transcript is spliced from 4 exons. Gene Ontology annotation, cellular component: nucleus. Gene Ontology annotation, molecular function: DNA-binding transcription factor activity, RNA polymerase II-specific; RNA polymerase II transcription regulatory region sequence-specific DNA binding. Lineage: Eukaryota; Metazoa; Chordata; Actinopteri; Cypriniformes; Cyprinidae. Bases 549 to 1001 code for a protein of 150 amino acids. Gene Ontology annotation, biological process: neuron differentiation; regulation of transcription by RNA polymerase II.